CGGAAGUUGAGUGAGUAGGUAUACGUAGGGAUAUCAUGGAACAAUUUACGUAAUUUUAUUUCCUUUCAGAAAAAUGGAUCAUAUAUAAAACAGGUCAAGAAACUGAUGUGUUCAAUUUUUACAAUUUUUACAAUUAACUGUUAAAGAUGGCUUUCUCACAUAUAUUUGGAAUUACAGUAUUACUGUUAAACAUAAUAUUUACUAAUGGUCAACGUCCCUCCGCUAUUGGACAAAAUAUGCUUGGUCAACGUAAUAUAUUUGGGAUGCAAGGAAUGCCAGGAAUGCAAGGAAUGCCAGGAAUGCCAGGAAUGCAAGGAAUGCCAGGAAUGCAAGGAAUGCAAGGAAUGCCAGGAAUGCAAGGAAUGCAAGGAAUGCAACGAUUUUUAAAUGGUCAGAGAUCUGGUUUUCCAGGAAUGCAAUUUGGACUAAAUGGAGGCAUUCCAUCUCCUCCAGGAUUUCAACCACUGACUAGACAGUUAUCAAAUAUGUUACCGCAGCAACUUCGGAAUGCGCUACCAAGAACUCCAUUUAAUGCUCCUGCAGUUAAUGGUGUUAAUAAUGUGUUGGCUGGAGGAAGGCAAGGGUUUACAGGCAGAUUUGGGGGAGCAACAGGAGACGAAUUGACGAGACAACUUUCUCCUGCUCCUGCAUCAGGGGGGUUUGCUGGAGCAGGUGCACAGACCAAUGGUGCUGCAACUGCGGGAGGUGCAACAGCUCAAGGCAGAGCUCAAUUUGGAAUGCCCCCGUUCCCCGGUUUUAACCGAGCACAAGGACAACCCCCAAAUUUUAAUUUUCAGAGACCAGGUGGUAUGCCUUUCGGACAACGAUUACCAGGAGGUAUUCCAGGUCAACAACAAAGAGGUACUCCAGGUCAACAACAAAGAGGGCCUAGAAAUCAACCUCAGGCUGUAAUGCCUCAAAAUAUUGGUAGUAUCGACAUGAGCAGUAUACAGCCAGGACAAAACCUUGGUAAUGGGAUCCAACAAACUAUGACAUUCCCUUCUCAAACAGCUCGCGCACAACCAGCAGCAAAUCAAUUUCCAACAGCCUUUAAUCCCCAGCAAGGUCAAACCCAAGACAGACAGUCACAACAGACAAUUGGAACACAACAAGCAUUCAGACCGCCACAAAUGUUUGGAUCUGGUAACCAACAAAAUUUUGGAACACCACAAAAUUUCGGAACACCACAAAAUAUUGGAGCGCCUCAAAAUUUCGGAACACCACAAAACAUCGGAACACCACAAAAUUUUGGAACACCAACAAAUUUCGGAACGGCUCAAACUUUCGGAGUACCACAAACCUUUAGACCAGCACAAAGUCAACAGCCAUUUGCACCACAACCAGCUAAUAUUGCUAAUACAGGUGCAAUAGCACAACCGACAGGAGUUCAACCUGUAGCAUUUCCUUCACAAACAAUAACACGACCUCUGGGGGUUGGUAGACCAUCGUCGGGAGUAUUUAUUCCUCCAGGUGCGCCUUCACUUUUACCAGGCGAAGUUGAAAUAGCGCCACCAAUUAGUCCAGCCGAUGCUGCAGUAAUGCAGAGUGGUUCUAAUGGUGGUCCUCCUACAGCUGUUUCGGAAAUAAUCACAAUAUCUGAUAUAAAUGGAAAUAUAUUAUACAGAGGCGUUGAUUUAUCCGACACAGAUAUAGAAAAAAUUACACAACAAUUAGUUAAUAAUAUGACCAAUGAACAAGCUGCAGCACAGGCUAAUAAAGGUCGUGAGUUAGAAGCUCAAGGUCAGCUCGACUCAAUUGUGCCACCGUCUGGACCAACAGGUCAAAUGACAGGAGGACAACAAACAUCUGGAUCACAACCUCCACAACAGCCUCCAUCCAGUGGAUUUACUGGUCAAGGAUUUUCUUCAUGGGGACAGCCUUCACAAGGAUUACGUUUUCCAGGUCAGGGACAGGUGCAGGUAGUCGGUGAUAGUAGGACUGUAUUGAAUUUGAUAGACCCUCCUAUUAACAAGGUAGCACCAGCCAGAAGAACUCGUUGAUAGUGCUUCUGUAUACAGACUAAAUUUUGCGUCCAAGACGAAACUGAAAUGAGAGGGGCUUUCAUGUGUCAACCAUUAAAAAGUAAUCUAAUUACAAAACCAAGAGACAGCUUCGUUAUACUUUAAUUAUUAUAUUGAUGUUUUGGAAGGCGACUUUCCUGGAAUGAAUGGAACUUGCUUUAAUUAUAGACGUUUAGGUUUUUAUAGUUUAGAUGAUCUGACUAUGCAGUUACUUCUCCUAAAUCAAUUAAAGAGAUAGCUUGUAUGGUCUGACAUUGUAUAUACAAGUUAAUACACCAAAAAAGUAAACUACAACUCAUGUAAUAAUGUCUCUUUGUUUCCGUAUUAUGUCGUUUAAUGGUAAUCAUAGAAUUGAAAAAAAGUAAUUUUUCGCUGAAAACUUUAUAUUGAAAAUUGAAAUGUUUUUGUUGUUGUAACUUUAUACUUUGUAAAUAGCAGUUCAAUAAAACAUACAUGUGAUUAUA
This is a messenger RNA of Mytilus trossulus (common blue mussel), 2485 nucleotides long. RefSeq names its product collagen alpha-2(IV) chain-like. The coding region runs from base 147 to 2000 and encodes 617 amino acids. The record is from RefSeq and is a predicted model, not a curated record. The transcript is spliced from 5 exons. Lineage: Eukaryota; Metazoa; Mollusca; Bivalvia; Mytilida; Mytilidae.